Messenger RNA from Xenopus laevis (African clawed frog), 1329 nucleotides. RefSeq names its product Wnt family member 2 L homeolog (gene wnt2.L). Gene Ontology annotation, biological process: Wnt signaling pathway; system development; neuron differentiation. The transcript has 5 exons. Gene Ontology annotation, molecular function: frizzled binding; cytokine activity; signaling receptor binding. Bases 219 to 1316 code for a protein of 365 amino acids. The record is from RefSeq and is a predicted model, not a curated record. Lineage: Eukaryota; Metazoa; Chordata; Amphibia; Anura; Pipidae. Gene Ontology annotation, cellular component: extracellular region.
GCUAAGCCUAUCUGAGAGGAUUCCAAGUCAUAUCGGCACGUAAUAACAUUCUACAGUACCGGCACAAAGUGUGACAAGCAACUCUGCACUCGAGAUGGAGAGAAGGGAGAGCAGCCAGUUAUUCUGAGAUAUUGUGGUUAAUGGUGAUCCAAUAACCUUACUUCCUGCCCCAUGGGAAUUUCUGCGCAAAUAUUGAUAUGCUCUGAAGGCUUUUUAAUAUGAACCCCUUGCUGCUGGACAUCUGGUUUCUUCUUCCUACAACUUUGCUCUUCUUAACACCUGAAGCUGCUAAUUCAUGGUGGUAUAUGGGAGCUGUUGUUACCUCCUCAUCAUCUUCGCGAGUAAUGUGCAAUAAUAUACCUGGUCUGGUAACUCGCCAGCGGCAGCUUUGUCAGCGCUAUCCAGAAAUCAUGCAGGUUAUAGGACUGGGGGUAAUUGAGUGGGCUACAGAAUGUCAACAUCAAUUUCGGCAUCAUCGCUGGAACUGCAACAUCAUGGAGAGGGAUCAAAGCCUGUUUGGAAAGCUGAUAUUACGAAGCAGUAGAGAGUCAGCCUUUGUCCACGCAAUAUCUUCGGCUGGAAUAGUAUACGCUAUUACUAGAGCAUGCAGCCAGGGAGAGCUGAAGUCGUGCUCCUGUGAUCCUAUGAAGAAAGGGUCUUCCAAAGACAGCAAAGGCAGUUUUGACUGGGGUGGCUGCAGUGAUAAUAUUGAUUAUGGCAUCAGAUUUGCCAGAACAUUUGUGGAUGCCAAGGAAAGAAAGGGUAAAGAUGCCCGAGCACUAAUGAAUCUUCACAAUAACAAAGCUGGAAGAAAGGCUGUAAAGAGGUUCAUGAAGCAAGAGUGCAAGUGCCAUGGGGUGAGUGGAUCUUGUACAGUCAGGACGUGCUGGAUGGCUAUGGGAGAUUUCAGAAAAUCAGGGGACUUCCUUCGUAAAAAAUAUAAUGGAGCCAUACAAGUUGUGAUGAACCAAGAUGGGACUGGAUUUACAGUAGCAAACAAAAGAUUUAAGAAACCUACAAAUAAUGAUCUGGUAUACUUUGAGAACUCCCCUGAUUAUUGUGUCAGAGACAGAGAUGUUGGUUCUCUUGGAACAGCUGGAAGAAUCUGCAAUCAGACCUCGCGUGGCAUGGACAGCUGUGAAGUCAUGUGCUGUGGGAGGGGCUACGACACUGCCCGUGUCACCAAGAUGUCCAAAUGUGAGUGCAAGUUCCACUGGUGCUGCUCGGUAAGAUGCAAAGACUGCAUAGAAACUGUGGAUAUUCACACAUGCAAAGCACCCAAAGGUGUUAUCUGGAAAGAAAAUAACCUGAGUUAACUGCAGAUUUUGU